Molecule: messenger RNA, 260 nt
Organism: Staurois parvus
Lineage: Eukaryota; Metazoa; Chordata; Amphibia; Anura; Ranidae
Source: the annotation of a GenBank genome assembly
AUGUGCGCUAUUAAGGGUGCACUGAUGGGCACUGAUAGGCUGCACUGAUGGACACUGAUAGCCCCACCAUCAUGCACAGAGGAGCAGGGGUGGACUGACAACUCAUGGGGCCCCGGGCAAUAGGGGAUCAUGGGGCCCCUGUGUCCUUGCCCAAACUCAAAAAAGCCUAUGGAAAAAGGUACCAGGAGCAUCUCAUGGGGCCCCCUACUGACCCCGGGCCCUCGGGCACUGCCCGAGUUUCCAAAUGGUCAGUCCGCCCC